Molecule: messenger RNA, 267 nt
Organism: Apaloderma vittatum (bar-tailed trogon)
Lineage: Eukaryota; Metazoa; Chordata; Aves; Trogoniformes; Trogonidae
Gene: KGD4
Product: mitochondrial ribosomal protein S36
Exons: 2
Biological process (GO): 2-oxoglutarate metabolic process
Source: RefSeq, a predicted model, not a curated record
GUAGUCAAGCCGCAUACUCCGUUAAUUAAGUUCCCAGACAGAAAAAGUAGUCCAAGACCUAAAAUACAGGAAUCUCUACAAGCAAGUGUGCCAUCUCUCCAUGCUUCGAAAGCACAGGAGUCUGUAGGAGGCAGAUCGCUGGCCUUUCAAAAUAUUUCACCUCUUAAUAGAGUACCAGGUACACCAGACACUUCCGAAUUAGCAAGAACCUUACCUCAGAAAUACAGAAGGAAACUUGUGUCAGAUGAAGAGAUUGAGUACAUUCAA